Messenger RNA from Chlamydomonas reinhardtii, 5732 nucleotides. RefSeq lists its product as uncharacterized. The record is from RefSeq and is a predicted model, not a curated record. Gene Ontology annotation, cellular component: ribonucleoprotein granule; mitochondrial matrix. Gene Ontology annotation, molecular function: RNA binding. Bases 423 to 5438 code for a protein of 1671 amino acids. Lineage: Eukaryota; Viridiplantae; Chlorophyta; Chlorophyceae; Chlamydomonadales; Chlamydomonadaceae. The transcript is spliced from 5 exons. Gene Ontology annotation, biological process: mitochondrial RNA processing; chloroplast rRNA processing; regulation of mitochondrial mRNA stability.
CGCACAUGGCGACGUGGCAGCACCAAACAAAUACAACAUUCUAUCCAAGUCAUAAUCCCAGGUCCACUUAACCCUCCAAUUCCUCAAGUGGCUACUAGGCUUACAGUCAUGACAGCGUAGGCGGUUAAAUAGCAACGAGGCAAAUUUGGAGGGCGGCAGCUUUCUCUCUUCAGUGGCCCAAAACCGUCUGAGCUGCGUGAUACGAUGACCACAGUAUGUGCGUAGUCGUAUAAUAUCCAGCAGCCGCUGGUUGCGGCUGGAAAGGAGGUUGGGCGAGGAUGCUCGCUCCACACAGCGCGACGCUGCCUCCUCGCUGCACAUGCCACAGCCAUGGCCUUGCACAGCUGCAGACAAGCGUGUUGCGGCCUUCUACUGGCUAUGGAGCGCAGCAGGCUGUUGCCCGUCCGCGGCCGGAUGCGUCGAUGCAAGCAAGUGCUGAGCCGGGCGACUCUGCUAACGCAACGGACCCCCAGCUCGACCACACGCAGCACCUGAGGCGGCGCAGCACGGCGGCAGUCCCGCCGCCCCGAGCCUGGGCUCCUUUCCCGCCGGCGUCACAGCAGGGGUCGGACAAAAGCCCCGCACCCGCACCCGCGCCCGCACCCGCAUCCGCGCCCGCGCCCGCACCCACAGCGACGCUCCCGCCUGCAGACUCCUCCUGCACCGCACCAGGGCGCCGCCGUCACUCGGGCUACGGGGCAUCAGUGCCGGUGUCCGUGUCCGUGUUUGCGACUCCAGUGGCCGUGGGCCCCGCACCUGCGGCGCCUGAGCCAGGCACUGUGCAGGACCAGUCCUCCGGUGCGCUGCUGCUGCCGCUGCCGGCGACGCACCCAGCAGCCGCCACAGCCACGGCCGCCUCGCGGCGGCGCAGCAGGCGAGGGGGCGGUCGGCGGGCGGCAGCAGCGCACCAGGGGCAGCAGCUGGGCAGGUGCUCAGGGGACGGGGAGGGCGAGUCGGCGGCGGAGGGCGACGCGGGGGAGCCAGAGGCGGGGGAAGAGCCCGGGGUGGUGCUCGUGCCGGUGUGGGAGGGGCAGCCGUGGCAGCAGCCGCGACGGCACGGGGCGGCACAAUACAGCGAGCAGCAGCGGCACCGGCAGCAGCAGGAGCUGCAUCCGGUGGCAGCGUUUGCGCCUGCCGCUGCAGACGCCACUGUUGCUGUCGGCACAGCACGUCCGGAGCAGCUCGGACCGACAUGGGGGGCCGCGGCCGCGGCUGCGGCUGAGGCCGACGUGAUAAGAGUGGCGGUGCCGGCAGACGCGUCGCGACUGGCAUCUGCCGUACCGCGGCCGCGGCUGCAGCAGCCGCAGCCGCAACCGCAGCAGCUUGAGUUGGACCUGGUGUAUUCGCGACGGCGAGCAGGCGACCUGUCGGAGGCGGGUGUCGCCGAGCAGGGCCUGUGCGGAGUAGCUCCGGCGAGGGAGGCAGCAGCGGCUGCAGCAGCAGUAGCAGCAGUAGCAGCAGGUCGGGUGGUUUGCAGUGCCGCGGGAGGCGGGCCUACCGCCACCGGGCACGCGGAGCGGCCGCCUCUCGGGCCGCGGCGCAGCAUGCCCGCGGGGACGCCUGCGGGGGCGGCUGCCGGUGUUGGCCGUGGUGGCCGCCCCGGCGCCCACACCGCCACCGCCGCAGCCACUGCCACGGCGGUCGCUCCAAUGGUGGAGACUGCAGGGAACUGCACACAGGAGGUUGAGCGGGCGGAAAGUCGGGAGCCUGGCGGCACGGGCUACGCGACAGCGGGCGACACCGGUGGUCGGGCCUGGGGCGGCAGUGGCAGCAGCGACGGGCCGCGAGGCUGGCGUCUUCGGGACGAGCCGGGUGGGGCCGCACCGGCGGCGUUGUCGUUUCGCUCCGUGGGAAAGGGACGGGCGGCGGCGGGCGCGGCGGAGGCGGCGGCGGCGCGGCAGCUCAUGCGCCAGCUGAUGGCGUGCCGGGACUGGCGGGAGCUGUACGAGGUUAUCAGCCCGUGUUUAGGCGGCACCACUGCUAGAGCCGCCGCAGCAGCAGCGACAGAAGGAGCAGUAGCUGAGGCUGGUGCUACUGCUACUGCCAUGCCGACUACAGCCAAUGCGCUGCACAUCACCGCGGCACUGAACCAGCUGGCAUCUAUGCAGCUGCCGCCGCCGCAGGGUACGGCGGCAGCGACUGCGGCAGCGGGACAGGGUGCGGUGGCAGUAGCAGGCGCCGGCGCUGCUGCUACAGCCGCAGCCGAGGUGCAGGAGCUGCUGGUGCGGCUGGAGGCGGCGUACCGGGCACACCUGAUGGCGGCGUGGGCGCCAGCCGGCAUCUCACACACAGGCCGCGGCGGCAGCAGCAGCAGCAGCAGCAGCAGCAGCAGUGGGAGCAAUGCUGUGCCCUUCGCAAGGCCCGGCCCUUCUGCGCAUGCUGCAGCCGCCGCGUCCUCACCUUCACUGGCAGCAGCUGGCUCGGGCUCGGGCUCGGGCAUGGGCACGGGCGCAGAGCCGAGGCUGGGACCGCGGCAGCUGGCGACGUGCCUGGGUGCGCUGGCGCGGCUGCGGGCUCGCGGCUGGCACGUGGCGAGCGAGCGGCGGCUGCUGCACCUGUCGGUGGCGACUGCGGCGCGGUGGCGGCUGAGCGCCUUCCCGCCGCAGGAGCUCACAACGCUGCUUCAUGCGCUGGCGACGCUGGGCCACCGGCCGUCCGGGGACUGGAUGGCGGCCGCGGCCGGCGCCGUAGCCGCCGCCGCGGCGGGGGGCAGCAUGUCCCCUCGCCAGCUGUCCACAACGAUGUGGGCGCUGGCGGUGCUGCGGCAGCGGCCCUCACGCGCGCUCAUGGCGGCAUGGGCGCUCGCGUCCUUGCAGACCAUGGCUCACGCCAGCGCCUAUGACGUCAGCCAGUCGCUCUGGGCCGUGGCCAAGCUGCACAGGGAUGCAGUGAUGGACGCGGCGGCGGCGGCGGAGGCGGGUGGCGGAGGCGGCGGAGCGGGUGGCGCAGACGGCGAUGGAGGAGGGGAGGCGGCGGCGUUGUGGCCGGUUGUGGGGGACCCUGUGCUGGCGGCCGCUGAGGGGCCGCUGGCGGGCGGCUGGCGGUGCGGGGUGCCGGUGGCGUGGCUGGCAGCGGCGAUGGAGCGGUGCUGUGCGGUGAUGCGGCCGGCGGCGCCCGUGCCGGAGGCAGCGGGCCGCGCUGGCGAUGUCAGUGCUACUUGGACUGCCCGUCGCGGCAGCAGCAACGCCGGCAGUAGCAACAGUCACGGCAGCGGCGGCAGUAGCUGCAAGGCCCAGGACGUGUGCAACGCGCUGUGGGCGGUGGCGCAGCUGGGCCUGCGGCCGCCACGGGCGUGGGUGCUGGCGGUGGCAGCGGGCGCUCUGUCCUCGCUGCCGCACGAGCAUCCCGCGCCGGUGCUGCCGCCAGCUGGUGCCUUGCCAUCGCCGUCGGGGCCACACGCCUCGACGAUCCACCACCACCAGCAGCAGCAACAACAACAUUACCGGGAACAACAGCCACUGCAGCAGCCGCACCACAAUGGCCUCGCCGGGCCGCGCAGGGACGGGCCUCACCGCGGCGCGGCGUCACUACCGGCGUUGUCGCCACCUCCUCUUACACCUGCACCACCAACGCCACCGGCAGCAGUAGCAACCGCAGCAGCAACGGCAGCAGCAGCAACAGGAGCAGCAACGGCAGCAGCACCGCCAGCACCCGGAGCACAGCGGUGGCGAGCAGGCGACGUUGCGGGGAUGAUGUGGGCCCUGGCCAAACUGCGUGUGCGCCCGCCGCCCGGGCAGAUGCUGCGCUUGUGCCGCGCCGCGGCCGGCGCGGCGGCGCGCGGGGAGCUGGGGGAGCAGCACUGCGCCAACGUGCUGUGGGCGCUGGCCGUGCUGCGCUACCGGCCGCCGCCAGACGUGCUGCGCGCGCUGGGCGCCCGUGCCGCGCAGCUGGCGACUCGGGCGGCGGCGGGGGCGGCGGCGGCGCGCGCAGGGGCGGGUGCCGGGGUGGCUGCUGCGGCUGGGCAAGGAGCGGCUCGGGGCGGUGUGGAGCAGGAGUGGACGGAGCAUGACGUCGCGGGGGCCGGUCCGCAGCUGGUCUCCACGGCGCUGUGGUGCUGCCUGCGCCUGGGCCUGCCGCCCGGCCGCGGCCUGCUACUGCCGCUACUGCGAGCCGCUGCAGCCGCAGCCGCCGCCACAUGCUCUGCCGCUACAGCCGCUACGCCGGGUUCCAGCGGCGGCGGCGCUGGCGCCCCAGCAGCCGCUGCUACAGCCGCUGCUACAGCUGCCGGCCGGCGCAUGUGCCCCCAGAGCGCCGCGCUACUGCUGUACUGCCUGGCGCGCAUGCGGCACCUAGGCUGGCUAGACCGGUUGCUGCUGCUACAGCCGCCGCCACAGCAGCCGCCACAGCAGCUGGCAGCAGCACCUGUAGCACUGGCAGUAGCACCAUUGGCGGCAGGAGCAAAAGGAGCAGCAGCCGCAGAGGAGUCUACUGCUACAACCGGGCGGCUUCACCUCCCCGUUGUGCCGGCGCCGGGCGGGGCCGCGGGUAGUGGUGGCGUUACGGAGAGCGCGGCGGAGCGUGCGGCGGCCUGCUGUGGCGGAUCGUGCGGCGACACGACGGCACUGCUGCUGGCGGCAGCUGGGCUGGACAUCAGGGCGGUGCUGGAGGCGGCGCUUCGGUCCGUGGAGGAGGUGGAGGAGGACACGUCUGACUGCCACGGCAGCAGCAACAGCCGCAGCGGCAGCAGCAGUGGCAGUAGCAACGACGCAGGCAGUAAGAGCGCCAUGUUGGGCGGCGGCAACGCCAGCAGUAGCACCAGCACCAGCAGUAGCACGCCCAGUCAUAGCGGCCGCAGGAUCAACGCGGCGGGCGGAGGUGCAGCAACAGGUCCUGCAACGGCACCGGCGGCAGCUGCCGGGGGCGCGCGCAGUAGCUUCCCGCCCCGCUCGCUGCCUGUGCUGCUGUGGUCGCUGUCGCGGCUGGGCUGCCGGCCGCCGGAGGAGUGCAUGCGGCGGCUGCUGGUGCACAGCGUGGAGUCGCUGCCGCUGCUGAGCCCGCACGAGGCGGCCACGCUGGCGUCGGCGCUGGUGGCGCUGCGGUAUGCGCCGCCGCCGCUGUGGCUGGACCGGGUCGAGCAGCUGCUGCUGCGCCGCCGGGCGGCGGCGGCGGCAGUGGCGGCGGCGCGGCUGGCGGAGCAGCUUGAGCAGGAGGAGGAGCUUGAGGAGGCACGGGAGGAGGAGGGGCGAUGGGAGGAGGGGCAGGAGGAGGUGGAGUGUGAGGCGGGGGCGACUGGCGACUGGGGGCGGCAAGCCAGGCCGACGGCGCGAGUAUUGUUGAGCAACAGGGCGCCGUACGUUGAUGUACGCCAGAGGCGGCGGCGGGCGGCGGCGGCCCUCCGUCAUGUGGCCAGUGCGCUGGCGCGGCUGCGGCGGAGCCUGGCGGCGCUGCGAGCGGCGGCGGCGGCGCGGCAGCAGGCGCAGCAGCAGCAGCGGCAGUAGCAAUAGCAAUGCUGUAGCUGUGGUAGUAGCUGUGAUUAGUUUAGCGCUUGACUCAAGGGAGGUGCAGGAGCAGGUCAGACGACACGCAGAACUAAAGCGGAGCGCGAAUCGUGGUGGUGGUGGUGGUGGUAGCGGACUGGCUGAGUGCGACAGGUGUGCGACGCCAACGCAACGAAGGCACCGAGAAGAGGCGGCGGGACGGAAAUACGGAUGCCGACUGUGGGCGUGUGUAUAUUGCUGUGCCCAUAUGAGCCCCUACUCCCGUUAUAUCUCCCCUUGUAAUCGCCGCAACGA